ACUCCCAUGUCAUCUUCCGUACGGCAGUUCCGCAGAAAAUAGCGGAAGCUAUCGUACCGUAGCUUUUUUUCUUUUUUAGCCUUCAGUUUUAUUUUAUUUUAUUUUAUUACAUUUUCAUUAACGCUACACAAUUAGUUCUUAUUUGCACUUUGAGCAUUCGUGACGUGUUUUAGAUAUUCUACUAUCAGCUGAUAGAUUUAGAUCUAGUAACUGAUGUCCGACUGUGACACUCAACAUUGAAUCCUUGGGAUUUGUGUGUUCGUCAAGAUGUAAUCAGGCCACAUCCAGAACCAUACAAAUCGUUGUAUUUGUAAAUUGGGAUAAUAGCAUUAAAUGAUUUAAAUAUUCUAGGCAGAAUAUAUAGCGUAUUCGUUAUUGAGCUUUGAAUUCAUUUGCUGGUUUGGAUUUUUAUAAAGCAUAGUCGGUGGAAUUGUGUCAAAGUUUGCGAUCUUUAAAUCUUGAAACGAAGAGAGAGUGUAUCAAAUCAACUUCCUGUGGAGUGUCUCUUGCUUUAAACACAUACCAGGAUUAUCAUGGAGUCACGUGUCCUGUUUACUCUUGUGUCGCUGUUGCUAGGAGUCAGUGGUGUCUUAUCUUUUAGCAUUGGCAGAAGACAAGAAAGGAGCACGGACCUCGCAGACGCUCUUGCCAUUCUGCAGAGGCAGAGACGCAGAGUGGGCGGGGGAAAUUACGUGAGCUCCGAGAGUUUGUUGGAAAGCAGACCGUUGACCCUUGAGGACGUCAACGAAUGGCUGAGCAAGACCAGGAGCGGUCACGGUUCUCGUGAUUACAGGUACGUGGACCCUUCCUGGGUAUCGGACGGAGAAUUUAAAGACUUUGACCCGAGGCUAAGCUACAACGUUGCACUGGACGCCAGCCCACUUCUACCGCAAUCCGUUAAGGCGACCAAGCAAGAGCUCAACGACAUCUUUAACUCAGACGACGGCGAGAGCAACAGCUCAAAGCUGGUACACACAAUCUCCGACCAGCCCGAGAAGAAGAAGAAGGAAGAAAUGAUUGAAUUGAAAGGCGACAAAAAGAUCAUCCAGAAGAAAUCUGUUGGCAUGGACGUGUCCGAAGCCUUAGCCGUCGCAGCAGAAAGGGCGGAAGAGGACAUUGACGACAACCUUUCACUAGACUCUCUAACCAAAGAAGAGUUCAAAACUCUCAUGAAAGCUGUGGGGAAACUUCAAAAGCAAGCGAUGAAACUCAGCGAGAAGAAGUUCGACUCACCUGACGCCGAGAAGGUCACGGUCAUUGAAACCGUUCAAAGCGAAAGCCCGGAAAAGGCCGUGGCUGUAGUCCAGCCAGCCAGCGAUGAAGAGCUUAAAACUGUCUUUGAGGAAACCGUUCAGCCCGUUGUCAAGGAAACGGACAUAAUAAUUGAAGGGCCACAAGGCACAAAAAAUGAGAAAAUCGUGGAAGAAGCCGUGAUUCCAGUCAGCGAGCCAGUCAGCAACAAAGACAUAAAAGAAGCCGAAAAAGAGUUAAGCAGUGCCAUAGCGUCACAGCUUGAGUCAGAGCUAGAAGACGUGAACAAAGAAAUCAUUCAGAACGAGGAGAUCGCCAAAGAAGCUGAAGACGAGAUCCUGGCAAAGAACCUGGACGCGCUGGAACACUACUGGCUGGUCAACAAGUACAUGAAGAAGCUGGAAGACAAGCCCACGGCUAUGAAGAGAACCACCAAGAGGUCUGCCAACAGAGCAGAGACGAUCAUUCGCGAAGGAGAAGGUCCCGAAGAAGAGAUUGAGGACGAGCAACUCGCAGGCAACCCGCCACCGAUCAGCGCCUUUGUGGCCAAGAUAGUGGCACUGCAAGGUGAGGUAGACAAACUCAAAAUGGUGGCACGUCUGGAAGACUUGGAGAAUGACGUAUUGACUGACGCUCUCAAUGAAGCCACCUUGGCGCAGAAAGAAGGCUCCGUAUCAGACGUGGAGUUUGAGUCUCUACAGCAAGCGAUAAGGAUAGAAGAAGCCUUACAGGAUAUAAAGAACAGCGAAGAAAAGAAACUCAGCACAGCUGUUGUCAAGAGAGGAGAACCCUGGAAGAGAAGACGGCUUACAGAGGAUGAUCUCCCUCAGUAUGAAGGGCCAAAGUUGUCCAAGAACGAUGUGGACAGACUGCUGAGUGAGCAAUAUCUCCUCAGAGACGAAGGGGACGACCAGGAGACAUUACCAGAAGUGGCUUCUUUAUUUCUAGAUAACGCUGAGGAGUGCCCGGCAGUUCAGAGUUACAGCACCAAUUGUGAGCUUGCUGACCUGUACGCUCUCCCAGUGGACAAUGAGGCUAGGUCCCUGUGUAAUAUCCAUGAAAUGUGCUACGCCUGUGGAUUCUCACUUGGGGUCUCACAGGACCACUGCGACUUCGUGUACAGGGCAGCCGCCACCGCGCUUUGCCAGAACAAAGAAAAUUGCGUGGUGGAAUCGGAAAUCUUUUUGAGGACCAUGAAGUUGAAGACACGCUAUGUCCCGCACUCACAGCCGGACUGCCGAAGUACUUGCACAUCUAAGUUCCUUGGGAUGAUUUGAGUUCGCGCCCCUAUCAGAGGGCGCGUUUCAUGUCUCAUUACCCUUUAAUUUAUUCGCCAUUCUGGUUCUAUAAAUGUACAUUACCUUUUCAAACCAUUUGUGCAUUUCCGGUCUGACCUGCGCACCAGUGUGUUUCAAAGCGAUUGGUCAAACCAUUCCACACUUCAGUAAUGGCUCCUAAGAUUUUGUCACUUUCUUAAAAAAUAAUUGAAUCAUUAUGUUAUGGAAAUCUGUUUGAAGAGUGUAGUUGUUAAAAUUUAAUGUUUAAUGAAAAUGGCGGGAAAUUUCAAAAUUGUUUGUUUAUUGCGUUUAACUUUUUAAAAAAUGUCAUCCAUGACAAGAGAAGAGAACCAGCUUUGUGACUGCAGAUCAAUUUAAAAAUCAGUUGUUUUCUUCUUUUAUAAUAUAUUUAUUUUUUUACCUAAUGUGAUAUUGUGUCGUGUAAGAAUAAGUCUCUGAUAACGUAUCGUGAUCUUUUGUAACGUGAUCGUUUGUAACGUGACCAAUUGUAACCUGAUCAGUCGUAACGUGAUCAGUUGUAAUGCUUACAAAAUCGGUGGUAUAUUUUUUUUCUUUGUUUUUUGCUUGAUAUGUAUUUUAUUUUUUUUGGUUCAGUGAUCAGUGGUUCAGAUGCUACAGUGAUCCGACACAACAAAUAAUCAGCCCAUUACAAAAUAAAGCAAACUUAAGGAGCAAGCAAAGGGUCUAAAUGUGUGAACUAAUUAUUGCAGUAUCUAAAGUUGUUUCGAAUUCCGAAUCAAGCUAGAUGGAAAUAUCCAUGAAAUCUUAAAAAGAGUUAUUUACUUGUACGAAUUAUUUUCAACCAAUUAAUUAUUUAGGGCUACUUCUUACCAUGGCAACAGUAAAAGUCAUUUUUUUUAAAUAUUUUGUUUAUAGAUCAUUAAUGAAAAGAUUAGAAAAAGUAAAUUAUUUUAUAUUCAGUUUUUUGGGACGAGCCCAGGUUAACAAUGUGGAUCACUAGCUAGACUUAAUCGAACCAAAGAUCAAUUACUGUAAGUGCCACCUUCAUGCUCCAGAAAUUUGACCUUUUUUCAAAUGAUUUUAAUCUGUAAGUCGAUUGAUGCUUGUAAAUUUUAUUUUACCGCAAUCACCAGUACUUUUUCUGAUGCUGUAGAGUUUUUAUUUGGAAACGACUUCUUCAAUCGGAUUUAGCCUAUUUUUAGUUGUUCAUAACAUUUAUGUUUUUUUAUAGUGGAUCUUACUGUCAGAUGUCUAUGUCAUUCUGUUUUGUUUUUUUAAAUUUUUAAUGGCUUUGGUUUCAGCAAACUUUUGUUCAAAGUUUAAAAACAAAGCUUUUUUUUUAAAAAAAAAAUUAGAUUUCGUGAGAGGCUGAAUGUUGAAAGAAUUUUUCAAAUAAUUUUUCUGUUUUGUUUUACUUCAAGCAAUACACGGGCAUGUUUGAUUUACAUUUUUUAUUUUCUAACCAACACCUUGCUCAAUUGGUACAUCAGUAUACUACUUACGGAGUAUAGGUUGUAGUAGUGAGCACAGAAAACACAGCAGUACACGAAGGCCCCAUAACAUGCAUUAUUGAACACAAGGCUAGUAGCACGCAGUGGCCCUGCAACAUGUAUCAGUUUUCAAGACAAAUGCAGCAGUACACAUAGGCCCUUUACCAUGUAUUUCUUAUGAGUUAUCAAUAUAGAUGCAGUAAUACAUUCAGGCUCUGUAACAUGUAUAAUAUAGGCCUAUCAGUUAUACUAUAAGGUAAUUAGAAUCUACAUUAAAAAUAGUUUUCUUAGAACUUAAAAAAAACAACAACAUUGAUCUAUUUCAUAAUAAAACAUUUUAAUACUACAUUAGAUAAACAAUAUAAAAGGACAUUUAAAGAAAGAUUUUUAAUAUUCUCUCGAUAGAGGAUAUAUCUACAUAAUGUGUGCUAAAUAUGUAGGUUGAAGCUUGGUCUACAGAUUCACGUGACACACGCACUCAUCCUAAGACAUUCGGCUUUUUAUUAUUUUGAUUCGUAAAUCAGAGAGUUCUGAUCCAUUGUGUUUCUAUCAAGUUUAUUUUCAUAAACCAUUGAUCCUUAGCCCUCAGUGUUACACAGCUAGACAAACACAAACACUCACAUUGUAGGCCCCAGCCCCUCACCAAAUGUUUUUAUUUUGGUUCUACUUGGCUCAGUUGCUAAUGUUUGCGUCAGACAAUGUGAGAUCAAUACAACUUUUUUUUCAAAUGUCAAAAGAUCUUUGUUUUUAUUUUAUAAUAUAUGUCCAAUGUCAGUUUGAUCUAAAUUAAAAAAUAAAAUGAAAGAAAAAAAG
This is a messenger RNA of Biomphalaria glabrata, 4813 nucleotides long. RefSeq lists its product as uncharacterized. The coding region runs from base 534 to 2528 and encodes 664 amino acids. The transcript has 6 exons. The record is from RefSeq and is a predicted model, not a curated record. NCBI's taxonomy places the organism in Eukaryota, Metazoa, Mollusca, Gastropoda, Planorbidae.